ACCAGCGGUCACACUACAGGAGGCAAGCAGCCUCACAGCACAUUCUGACCCCCACACACAGGCUUUGGAGAGAGAGACCGAAUCAGCACCUCACACACAUUGACAGAAACUGCUCACUCCAGAGUGAGGCCCUSUUUACUCAACCAGCAUCACUAUCUGUCCUCUCUCUCUGACAUGGAGCUUCACAGCCUCCAACACCACCACAGCCACCGGACCGACAACAAGCUCCAGAUGCUGAACCUCAACCAGCGCCUGGAGACCUACCUGGGCCGAGUGAGGCUGCUGGAGGAGGAGAACACGCUACUAUGCCAGGAGCUCCAGGCACUGAGGGGCUGCGGCCAGGGGGGGCGGAUGGGCCUGGAAGACAAGCUGAGCCUGGCCAGGCAGGAGGUGGAGGAAGCCUGGAGGGAGAAGGACCGGGUGGAGCUGGAGCUAGGGAGCCUGGGUGAGGAGCUCCAAGUCCUGGGGCUKCAGAGACAGUGGGAGGCGGACGCCCAUGGGGAGGUGAAGAAGAAGCUGGCAGACAGCAGGAAGGAGAUGGAGGAGGAGAGGAGGGCUCAGAUCUGGUUAAGAGAGAAGGUGAGCCAGCUAGAGAAACAAAUCCAGUUCCAGAUACAAACCCACCAGGAAGAUGUUGCCGGCUUCCAGGGUACACWAAUCCAWGUCAGACCUGCACUGCCACCCCCUCCAUCCCAAACGGGCACCCAGCUGCCCAGCCUCCAGGACCUGGGUGAGGAGUACUCCCAGAUGGCUGUCAGGGCGUGGCAUGAGGCGGCCAUGGUGUUUCAGGGCCAGGUAGACAGCCUGGACGAGUCUCUAAACCAGGCCAGAACCCGGUUGGCCCAGGUGGGCCAGGAGAAAAUUGAGAGCCAGCUGAAACUUAAGGCCCUGGAGAAUGAGCUGCAAUCAGUCCAGGAUAGAAGGCAGUAUCUGGAGAGGAGUGUGGCCAAACAGAGAGACAGGGAGAGGCAAGAGAUACAAAACCUGCAGGCCCAUCUGGAGGUGUUGGAGAUGGAGAAGGGGGCACUGGGAAAUCAGAUUGACGCUCUCCUGACAGAAAGUAGGGGUCUGGUGCAGCUGAAGAUGUCUCUAGGCAUGGAGGUGGCCACAUACAGAGCUUUACUGGACAAUGAAAGUCUGACGGGGGAUUUCUCUUCAACAAAUCAGCUAAGGAGUACCUACACAUCUGAUGGAGUGCCCAGCUCUCGAGGGGUUAAGCAAAGCUUCCAGACACAGCUGGCUACCAGUCACAUGAUCAGUCCCAUCUCUACCUUCCAUAGAGCAAGCCCACGAUCCAAUGUAACAAUGAUGUCCGCAUCACCAAUCUGGAAUCAAAACCGGGUAACCCUGAACGAAACACCUGAGAGUUGUCGAAAGACAGAGGAAGAGCAUGUUAACUUUGACUUAGGGUCCAACCGGCAGGUAAGUUGGUCAACGCCUUACCCCAAAGUACCACAGGAUGGAAUUUCAGUCGACCACUUCAGACCCCAAGAUGUCCAUGAAGAAGUCAACUAUGCUGAGCCUCUCUCACCUCCCACUGAAGAGGCAGGAGCUGAUGUUGUAUCUUGGCUUGGUUCUGACCAUAAGGAACAAUCCAUGUGGGAUUUAGAAAAGGAGGAAGAGGAUCAGAACAUAGUCAGAACCUGGGUUGCUGAAGAGAAACCCGUUCUGGAAUCUGCCAUGAGUCACCAGGUUGAGACCAGCUUCAGUAUGCCAACUGUGUUCAGCACUGAUGCUCAAGAGCUCUACAGCCCUUCAGUGAGCUAUGAGAGAGCAGGUUCGGUGACAGGGGCACAUUCUGCUUUCUCAGCGAAUGAUGAUAAUGAUGUACCUUUUGAAAUGUCUUCUGAAAAAGAGGAACCUCUACUAGAUCUGCCUUAUGGUCCCAUGAAUGCAUUGGGGGAAAGAGAUCUUGAAACAGCAAGGAAAGACACUGAAUGGGUGGGAAAAGAAGGCUUGGAGUCUGAAACUAAAUCAGUGCUAGAACAUGCAUUUGAGACCUUCACAAGCAGUCAAGCUUUUGAGUAUGGGGCGGGGAAAAGUUACAACAAGCCAAAAGAGUUCAACCAAGAGGACAAUAUGUCUUAUGCAUCUAUUCAAGCCUCCCACGGUUCAGAAGAGGCAUUUCACCAUGUUAAAAGAGUGGAGGAAGAUGUUAUUAAUCUCACAAAAGAGGAUGAUGAAAAUGAUAUGUCUAACAAAGAUGAGGAGCAAUUGGAAGAUGAAUUGCRCCCCUAUGGGUAUGGUAAGGAUGAUUGUGAAAGAUUGGCAGGGUUCAAUAAGGAAAAUUGUGUGACAGAAAGAAUCGAUAAGUUCAACCGAGAGGCGAUUAUCUCAUAUGAAUCUGCUCAAGCUUCUCACUGGUCAGAAGAGGUAUUUCACCAUGUUGAAAGAGUGGAGGAAGGUGACAUACAUUUCACAAAAGGGGAUGAUGAAAAUGAUAUGUGUAAUAAACGUGAGGAACAAUAUGCAUUGCACCCCAAUGGGGAUGUAAAUGAUGAAUGGGAUAGAGUGGGAGGAUACAAUGAAGAGAGUGGAAUUGGAGAAAGAAUGGAUGAUUGGAAAGAAGGAAAGGAUCAUAUGAAAGAGGAAGAGAUGUGGAAUAACAGAGAAACCCAACCCAAUCGGUCUGAUCAAGAGUAUAUACCUUCAAAUGUAGAGAAACUGAAUCAAUUCGAGCAAGAGCAUAUACCUUUAGGCAGAGAGAAACUGAAUAUAUCCGACAAUGACAAAGAGGAUCAUGAUGAGGCAAACGACUGUCAAAAUACUUCUAUUUCAUGGAGGGCUGAGCUAGAAGGUGACAGCUACGCUCAGGACAACACACUGGCCGACACACACCCCCUGAUUCGUUACAAGAGUGACGAGACGGAUGCCAACACUCAGGCUUCACACAUGGGAGAAAGUGACUCCAGUGAUGGUGAAGAGGACAGGGAGGUUUGCCAGACAGGAACAGGCACCUGGGGCGAAGGCAAGUCCAAACAGUUUGACACCAUGGAGGAUCUGUAUGAAGAGUCAGAAGGGGAUGUCAUAGAUCAGGAAAGUAACAUGGGCUCCACUCACCAAGRGGACAUGGAUGCUAGCCAAACAAAGGAGCAUGCUACACAGGAGAAUGAUGAGGAGAAUGCAGUAGAUCAGUUGAUUCAGAAGACAGAAGAGGAACAAUCCUAUGAGGAACUUACAGAACCUGGAGAGUGCUCCAUGGUGUGCUCUGAUGAGGACUAUAAUGAAGAAAGAAUUGAUAGAUUGGUGGAGCAAGAGUUAGAGAAUUUAUCUAUAUCCAGUUACAGUGAACACUUUAAUGGGCAGAUGAUUGAGAGCGAGUCAGUACUGAGUCUUCAAAUUGAGUCUCACACUGAACUUUCCCAGACACAAGACAUAUUAUACAGUGAGGAGGUAGACCAGAUACACUCAGUGAGACUGAAUCAAUCUGAGCAAGAGCAUACGACCUCAGGCGGCGAGAAACUGAAUCAAUCCGAGCAAGAUUAUAUAAAUUCAGGCAGAGAGAAACUGAAUCAAUCUGAACAAGAGUAUAUACCCUCAGACGGAGAGAAACUGAAUCAAUCCGAGCCAGAGUAUAUAACUUCAGGAGGAGAGAAAAUGUAUCAAUCCGAGCAAGACCAUAUACCCUCAGACGAAGAGAAACUGAAUCAAUCCGAGCAAGAGAAUAUACCUUUAAGCGGAGAGAAACUGAAUCAAUCUGAACAAGAGCAUAUACCCUCAGACGGAGAGAAAAUGAAUCAAUCCGAGCCAGAGUACAUAACUUCAGGCAGAGAGAAACCGAAUCUGUAUGCGCAAGAACAUAUACCCUCAGACGGAGAGAAAAUGAAUCAAUCCGAGCCAGAGUAUAUACCCUCAGGCAGAGAGAAACCGAAUCUGUAUGCGCAAGAACAUAUACCCUCGUCUCUUAUACACAUCUAG
This is a messenger RNA of Salvelinus sp. IW2-2015, 3918 nucleotides long. RefSeq names its product nestin. Gene Ontology annotation, cellular component: intermediate filament. Gene Ontology annotation, biological process: positive regulation of intermediate filament depolymerization. NCBI's taxonomy places the organism in Eukaryota, Metazoa, Chordata, Actinopteri, Salmoniformes, Salmonidae. The record is from RefSeq and is a predicted model, not a curated record. Gene Ontology annotation, molecular function: intermediate filament binding; CCR5 chemokine receptor binding.